AUGGUCAGAAACUUUUUAUUUUCAGUUACACCAACUAUAGUCAUAUGGAGCAUUGGCUGCAUUUUUGCUGAACUUUUAACUGGGAAACCUCUUUUCCCUGGAAAGAAUUUUGUCCAUCAACUGGAUCUCAUGACUGAUCUUCUUGGAACACCAUCUCCUGAAGCCAUAGCCAGGGUACGAAAUGAGAAAGCUCGGAGAUACUUGAGCAAUAUGCGUAAGAGGCCAAUUCCUUUCUCUCAUAAAUUUCCUCAUGCAGACCCCCUUGCUCUUUGUUUGCUAGAAAGAAUGCUGGCAUUUGAGCCUAAGGAUCGUCCUACUGCUGAAGAGGCCCUAGCAGAUCCAUAUUUUAAAGGCUUGGCCAAGGUUGAAAGAGAACCUUCUGCUCAGCCAGUUACCAAGAUGGAAUUUGAAUUUGAGAGACGCAGGAUAACAAAGGAAGAUGUACGAGAGCUUAUAUACCGAGAGACUUUGGAAUACCAUCUGAAGAUGUUGCAGAGCCAACGGGUAUCAUGUAUCCAUGGUUGGUCUAAACCUAUACCCAUAUUUUUGUUUCAUAUCUCACUCUCUUGCAUUGGUUUAAACACCCCAUGA
Messenger RNA from Lotus japonicus, 591 nucleotides. Its product is annotated as mitogen-activated protein kinase 16-like. Gene Ontology annotation, molecular function: MAP kinase activity; ATP binding. Gene Ontology annotation, cellular component: cytoplasm; nucleus. The transcript has 3 exons. The record is from RefSeq and is a predicted model, not a curated record. Gene Ontology annotation, biological process: protein phosphorylation; intracellular signal transduction. The coding region runs from base 1 to 591 and encodes 196 amino acids. Lineage: Eukaryota; Viridiplantae; Streptophyta; Magnoliopsida; Fabales; Fabaceae.